Molecule: messenger RNA, 516 nt
Organism: Lithohypha guttulata
Lineage: Eukaryota; Fungi; Ascomycota; Eurotiomycetes; Chaetothyriales; Trichomeriaceae
Gene: stp1
Product: Low molecular weight phosphotyrosine protein phosphatase
Exons: 2
Coding region: 1-516 (171 amino acids)
Biological process (GO): protein dephosphorylation
Cellular component (GO): cytoplasm
Molecular function (GO): non-membrane spanning protein tyrosine phosphatase activity; acid phosphatase activity
Source: RefSeq, a predicted model, not a curated record
AUGGCAGAUCGUCAACCUGGAUGCACACGCUUUGGUGCUGUCGUGAGCGUGAAAGGUCGAUCGCCCAUGGCAGAAGGAGUGUUUCGGUCGCUAGCAAAGGGCAAUGCGCGUAUCGCAACGGUAGACUCGUGUGGCACCGGGGCUUACCACACCCUCGAUCCUCCUGAUUCUCGAACUACGCUCACAUUGCAAAAGAACGGUAUCAACGACUAUCAGCAUGGCGCUCGUCAGGUGACCAAGGAGGACUUCAACAACUUCGACUACAUCUUCGCCAUGGACGGAUGGAAUCUGCGAGAUCUCCAGAAGAUGCAGCGCGGGAUCGAGAGGAGGGGUCAGAAGAGCAGAGCUCAAGUCAUGUUGUUAGGCGAGUACGCUGGAAAGGCAUCCGCAGAAGAAGUCGUCGAUCCGUAUUAUGGAGAGGACAACGGUUUCAAUGUAGUGUUUGAGCAGGUGAAGCGCUUCUCUACUAAUUUCCUCAAAUCGCUGGAGAAGGAUUCCGGUCCAAACAGUUCUUGA